AGAAGCACAAACAACGUGUCAAAGGUCCGUGUUGUGGAGCUCCGAGUUUGGGACAAUCACUAAAGUUUGAGGAGAGAGAAAGUCACCUCAUCAGCAUGGCCUCUCCUGACUCGCCAGAAAAGUCCCUGACUCCUGUGGAUUUUAUCCAGCUGCAGCAGUACAUGGAAGACAGCAGACUGAGGAUGAAAGAUGUGCUGAAGGAGUUUCAGCCUGGGGGUCGGCUGGCCCAGCACAGCUUUGGAGAGUAUGUAGAUGAAGCAGGGUUCUGCCUCUUUCUCAAGACAUACCUAGAAGUGGAUAACUUCCCUGCAGAUUUCUGCCAACGCCUUUUUUGCUAUUUUCAACAUGUAGAGCAGGAUGGGUCCACGAAGAACCCUAUGCCCAAAGGAGGUGGGGUGAAUCUUCGUGAUGUGUCCUGUUACUUCUCAGUGCUGGAGGAAGGACAGCCGCGGGAGAAGCUUGAAUUUACUUUCAAACUUUAUGACAAAGACAGCAACAAACUCCUGGACAGCUCUGAGGUGGAUCGUAUAAUCACCCAGAUGAUGCGAGCUGCUGAUUACCUGGGCUGGGACGUGACUGAACUCAGACCAGUGCUCAAAGACAUGAUGACAGCGAUCGAUGUGGAUGACAGUGGGACUGUCACUCUGGAGGAAUGGCUGAAGGGAGGCAUGAACAAUGUGCCUUUACUUGUUCUGCUUGGACUGAAGAUCAGAGAGAGGGAUGGGCAGCAUAUUUGGAGGAUGAAGCAUUUUAAUAAGCCGACCUACUGCGCUGUGUGUGAGAACAUGCUGCUCGGCCUCGGGAAGCAGGGACUCUGCUGCAACUGUUGCAAGUAUACCGUCCACAACCAGUGUGCCAACAAGAAUCCUGAGAUCUGUGCUCGCACCUUUGUCAAGUCUAAAAACGAGAUUGGUGUUCCAGCUCACGACUGGAUCAGAGCUGACUCUACGUCCAACAAGUGUCAAGUCUGCCACAAGAAGGUCAAAACUUUAGCAGGGAGGUGUUGUGCGUGGUGCCAGGAGAUGCGUCAUGAUGAGUGUAUUACCUCUGGCUCAUCAGUCUGUGAUUGUGGACCACUGAAAGAUCACAUACUGCCCCCGUGGGCCAUACACGGUGUCUCAAAGGAGGAGGACACCAGCUUGUUAAACGUCACCCCUGACGGCCACGUACUGCAGAUUGCUCCGAUUCCCGGCACCCACCCUCUGCUGGUGUUUGUAAACCCAAAAAGUGGAGGAAAGCAGGGUGAACGAGUGCUUAGAAAGUUUCAGUACCUUCUGAACCCGCGUCAAGUUUACAACCUUUUCAACGGAGGUCCUGCACCAGGACUACACUUUUUCCGCAAUCUGCGUGACUACAGAAUCUUGGCGUGCGGAGGAGACGGCACUGCCGGUUGGCUCCUGGAUGCUAUAGACAAAGAAAACCUGCCAGUACAUCCUCCAGUAGCUAUCCUGCCUCUGGGCACAGGGAAUGACCUUGCUCGCUGUCUACGCUGGGGAGGAGGCUACGAGGGGUCAGACUUGAGAGAGAUCCUGAAGGAGAUCGAAGCUGCAGAGUUGGUUCCCAUGGACCGCUGGAGCAUCCAGGUGAUACCAGACGACCCCCAAGAGAAAGGAGACCCAGUGCCCUAUGAGAUCAUUAACAACUACUUCUCUGUUGGAGUGGAUGCCUCUAUUGCUCAUCGUUUCCACUCCAUGAGAGAGAAAUACCCCGAGAGAUUCAACAGCAGAAUGAAGAACAAACUUAUGUAUCUGGAAUUUGCCACUUCUGAGACAAUCUCUGCAUCUUGCAAGAGGCUCAAUGAAUGUCUCAUGAUUGAGUGUUGUGGGAAGCCUGUAGACCUGAGCCACACAUCUCUGGAGGGCAUAGCUGUCCUCAACAUACCCAGCAUUCAUGGAGGCUCCAACCUCUGGGGCGAGUCCAAGAAGCCUGACAAUGUGCCAGAGGUGGAGUCUAGUGAGGUUAUCACUGACCCUGAACUUCUUAAAACAAUUUCUCAAGAUAUGAGUGAUAAGCGUCUGGAGGUUUUGGGGCUUGAGGGAGUCUUAGAGAUGGGACAGAUCUACACCGGACUGAAAAGCGCUGGGCACAGACUGGCACAGGCUUCCCAAAUUACUAUCAGGACAAUUAAAGCCCUGCCCAUGCAAAUUGACGGGGAGCCCUGGAUGCAGCCUCCAUGUACUAUCCACAUAACUCACAAGAACCAAGCUAAUAUGCUGAUGGCUGCACCAGCAAAACCAGCCGGCUUCUUUCAAUUCAAGUAGAUCAACGCUUCUGCUACAUCCUCCAGUCUGUUAAGGUAUUUAGGCAUUUAGUAAUUUCAACACUUGGUGUGUAAGUGUGUUUCUAUUUUUUGAAGUUAUUACUGUGUUUGUCUCCUGCAUGUAAUCCCUGAUAUAAUUCUAAAUAAUUUCAGUACCCAACAGAUAGCUUGUACUUACAGAGAGACCACACUGACAGACCAAUGCAUCAGUCUGAUCACUGCUAUUGUGUGCCAAUUUAAAUGUAAUACAGCUGAUUUAUAGUUUUGUAAUGAAAGACUAGAGCGUGUUGUGUAUCUACAGUACAGCGAUAAGGAAUAUAUUUGUUUACUUUAUGUCGUGGUAGCUUCUUCGUGGUUAAUCAAAUGUACAUUUUUUGUAUGUCUUCGGCCUUCAGAAGCUCAUAGCAGCUCACCUUGUUUCACUGUCAGUGUUUAUUCAACGGAGAGGAAAAUAUAUUAUGUAAAUUAUUUCAGAGUUUUUCGUGUGUGUGUGUGUGUGUGUUUUUACUGUUUCUUAGAUAGGUGAAGAAAUGAUUUAAGUAUUAUUUGUGUGAAUGUGGCUUUAUAAAGCUCUACAGUCAGUUCUCAGGAGAGAGGCUUUGAUAUCACUCUCCCAAAUUGCUUAAGUUUAAUACACAAAAAUAGCAUCCCAUACAAUACAUUGAAGAGACAAGAGUAAUACAGUUUUCUGUAAUUAUGUAACACUGCUGACAAUGUGUGUCUUUGGGUCAUCUUUGUAAGGAGAUUCUCCUAUUGAGUAGGCUUCUUAAAACAGCCACAAAAAACUUCAGAAAUCUAAUGAAAUAGGAAUGUUUUGAAUAAUUUAAUGUGACAGGGAAAACUCUGAUGUUAAUAUUUUGUUGUAUUUUGUUGAUGUGCAUUACUGUAUGUGUUUUCAACCUUCAGGGCAGUCUUGUGUUGGAUGUACAGUGUACUUACAGUGUGCAUGUGUUUUGACAGAAUCUCAGUUUCAGCAAAGUUGUCACAUUUACAUUUACUGAAUUGUCCUCAGAUAUAAUUACAAUAUUUGUCGCCCCACUACAAGUCUGUUUGUAAUAUACUGUUUUACUUGUUUAUAUUCGUGGAUAUCUUAUUCUUUGUCGCAGCUAAAAAUGAAGCCCUUCAAGGUUUGUUUACACUGGAAUGAAAGAGACUUAUACCAUAACAUAAUACAGUAUUUUUUGAGGAUACAAAACACACCAAUUCAUCUAAAUCUUUUAAACUAUGUUAAAGUAAAAUGGCAGCAUACCCGAAUGUUUACAUGGUCAUAUUAGCGAUCUAAAUAAGAUGCUGCUUUCAAAGGGGAAAAACACAUAUUUACAUGUAAAAAAACACCAGCAUGAAGUGUACUCUCAUGCUUAUCUGUCAGAAUGUUUAUCAUUGUGUAAUAAUGCCUAUAUUAAAAGAAUACUGGCUUGUGUA
This is a messenger RNA of Plectropomus leopardus (leopard coralgrouper), 3682 nucleotides long. RefSeq names its product diacylglycerol kinase, alpha b (gene dgkab). The record is from RefSeq and is a predicted model, not a curated record. Gene Ontology annotation, cellular component: plasma membrane. NCBI's taxonomy places the organism in Eukaryota, Metazoa, Chordata, Actinopteri, Perciformes, Serranidae. Gene Ontology annotation, molecular function: calcium ion binding; ATP-dependent diacylglycerol kinase activity. Gene Ontology annotation, biological process: phospholipase C-activating G protein-coupled receptor signaling pathway.